This is a messenger RNA of Pseudophryne corroboree (corroboree frog), 1931 nucleotides long. RefSeq names its product pre-mRNA splicing tri-snRNP complex factor PRPF4 (gene PRPF4). NCBI's taxonomy places the organism in Eukaryota, Metazoa, Chordata, Amphibia, Anura, Myobatrachidae. The transcript has 14 exons. The record is from RefSeq and is a predicted model, not a curated record. Gene Ontology annotation, biological process: mRNA splicing, via spliceosome. Gene Ontology annotation, molecular function: protein binding; U4 snRNA binding; U6 snRNA binding. Bases 100 to 1617 code for a protein of 505 amino acids. Gene Ontology annotation, cellular component: U4/U6 x U5 tri-snRNP complex.
CAUUCCGCCCGAUGACCCGGAAGCAGUGCCCGGAACGUGCAGCGGCCGCUCGGUGUCGCAGUGGUUGCUACCGUGGUUGAGGCGGGAUCCGGCUCAAACAUGUCAGACGAUGAAGGUGUCCCUGUGGUGAAGAAGUCCCGUAUAUUCUACGGUAGUUUGGCGGAGAAGGAAAAGGAGCGUCUGGCUAAGGGAGAAUCCUUGCUGGGCAAAGUAUCCGUGAGGUCUGGAAUUGACUACGGGAAUAUUAACAUUGGUGGAGGAGAGUCCUUUGACCUUGAGGAGCACAUCAACGAGAGGCAGGCGGAGGUUCUCGCAGAGUUUGAGCGCAGGAAGCGAGCGAGGCAGAUCAAUGUGUCCACCGAUGACUCAGAGGUGAAGGCAUGUCUGAGAGCCCUUGGAGAGCCGAUAACGCUGUUUGGUGAAGGGCCUGCAGAGAGGAGAGAAAGGUUGCGAAAUGUUCUCUCGGUGGUUGGCACAGACGCCUUAAAGAAGACGAAGAAAGAUGAAGAGAAGAAGACGUCAAGUGAUGAGUAUCAACAGACCUGGUAUCAUGAGGGCCCUAACUCGCUGAAAGCCGCCCGCCUGUGGAUUGCACGUUAUUCCCUACCACGGGCACUGACGCGUUUGAAAGCUGCCCGGGAAUACAGGAGUAUCCCAGAAUCCACCAGGACGUCCCAGAAACAAGAGCUGGACAAAUCUCUUAGAUCCUUGAACAACUUUUGCAGCCAAAUAGGAGAUGAUCGUCCGUUGUCCUUUUGCCAUUUUAGUCCUAACUCCAAACUCUUGGCUACGGCGUGUUGGAGCGGACUGUGCAAACUGUGGUCGGUGCCAGAUUGUAACCCUUUGCGGACUUUGCGAGGGCACAACACAAAUGUCGGAGCCAUCGUCUUUCAUCCCAAAUCCACUUUGUCCCUGGAUGAAAAAGAUGUCAACCUGGCUUCCUGUGGGGCAGACGGCUCCGUUAAACUGUGGAACCUAGAGAGCGAUGAACCAGUCGCAGACAUAGAAGGUCACACAAUGAGGGUGGCGAGAGUGAUGUGGCAUCCGUCUGGGCGCUUUCUGGGCACAACAUGCUACGACCGGUCGUGGAGAUUGUGGGAUCUAGAGGCACAGGAAGAGAUUCUGCAUCAGGAGGGGCACAGUAAGGGGGUGUACGACCUCUCCUUCCACCUGGACGGGUCUUUGGCUGGCACCGGAGGUCUGGACGCCUUUGGCCGAGUGUGGGAUCUGCGGACCGGUCGCUGUAUCAUGUUCCUGGAAGGUCACCUGAAAGAAAUCUACAGCAUCAACUUCUCACCCAAUGGAUAUCAUGCAGCCACUGGCAGCGGCGACAACACCUGCAAAGUGUGGGACCUCCGGCAGAGGCGGUGUAUCUAUACUAUCCCGGCACACCAAAACUUGGUCAGCGCUGUUAAGUUCCAACCCACAAAUGGUCAGUACUUGCUGACAGGAGCCUACGACAAUACUGCCAAAGUGUGGGGACACCCCUUGUGGUCUCCGCUGAAGACCUUGGCUGGGCACGAGGGCAAAGUGAUGGGCCUGGAUAUCUCCUCGGAUGGAGAACUCAUCGCCACCUGUUCCUUCGACAGAACUUUUAAGCUUUGGAUGGUGGAAUAAGGGGACUUUUAUAACAUGGGAACAUUAUUGAACGAAAUAUGUGACUGGAGCUGGUGCACCCGGAUAUUGUGGUCCUCCUAUAGAACACAGUGGGAAAUGGGCAGUUUUAUUUACAUUGCUUUAAAACGUGUUCCUCUCAGAGACUGAAUCUAUCUCAUCCCGGCAGUGUUCCGUGUGCGACUUCUCUGGGGAAAGGAGAGGUUUCACUGACCGGUGGGGGACAAGAUGGGAAUCGUGAUGUCAGGGGCCCCGUGCUCCUCUUGUUGCAGAACUGUUGUAUCAUACCAAUGAUUAAAUGUGGCUCUCAGUUUCAA